UGGCUCGUUCUAACGUCAAAUGUGGAUGAACCAGCUCUCUACCUCCACCCUUCAUCUGAGGACUCCUCUAUUUGGCGCUUGAGUGCGACGACACCGCAAGUCCUGGGACAGCUGUCAAGCCUUCUCUCCUCUCAACUAAAACUAGCAAAAACAGAAAGCCUUGGAAAUGACGAAAAAAAAUGCUACAACGAGCAGAAAUACGAAGAAGCAUCAAUGCUACCCGGCCAACCGGUGCAUGUGGCCUGGGAACCCGGGGCACCAAUGGAGCUGGCCCGAGUCGACCAAAAGGACGCCUCACUCGUGCUUCUCGUGGCUCUCACCCUCGAUAGCGACGGCUCGGAACGCAAAAAGUGGCUUUGGUGUGAAUCUGUCCAGUUGCUGUCGGUUCGACGUCGACUAGCGAAACGCCGAGUGGAAACCCUGCUUCAGACGAGUCUUCCGCCGUCGGUCGAUAAUUCGUCCGCAAUUUUCGACUACGUCUUUCCUCCGAUGACGUCCUCAACUGCACCGACGACGACGGAUGAAAUGAUCGACGACUCUGACGAGUCACUUCUGUCUGUCGGAGGUGUGUUAGUCGAGGCUUUGCGACCAAGAAGAGCUAGAUUUUGGUUGCCUUGUUGCGGAAUGUGGACGAAAAAGCAGCGCGGGACGGAGAUCAAUUACCGUGAAGCCUGUCGCGCGUUUGCUGUCAUGCGGAGGCGCCACCAGCCUGGGCUGCUGGACUAUCCCGGAAUGCUGGGUAUCACGAUUUUCAUGAAAAAAAUUGUCCUGAAUGAUCUAAAUAGCUACCGGAGAGAAGUGAGCAGCAAGAGCGGUUCCGUUGUUUACAUAAGCCCGUGUCACUGCCGUCGACGCCUGCGAAAUCUGGCCCAAGUCCAGCGUCACCUGAUGGGAAGUCCGUUGCCGUUGUCGGUGGAUAUGUUUUGCUUCAGUGUUCACGUGGUCUCGGGUGUGGAAUUCCUCGCCUACGAGUACGUCAUGACUUCUGUGCCAGCUGCUGGUUUGCCUGAUAUUCGUCUGCAACUGCAACAGCAUCGUCACCAGCAACGGGGGUGCUCCAGGUUGACGUGGAUGCACUUGGAUGACUCGGAUGAUGAUGGUGACGAUGAUGAGACGAUGAAUGACGAAAAUACGAAUUUGCGUCAUGCUGGUCCCUGGGUGGUGACGAAGCUGCGAGAAACUGACGUCAGUCGUGGCCAGGAGGUGCUGCCAAUUCAUUGCCUUGACCAGACGUCUACACCAGGGAUGAUGGACACAGAAUACAUCGUUGUUCCCGUCGUCACUAAUUAUGUCCCGUUGCCAUUUGAUAAACGAACGUGUUGCUCCUGCGUCGAUGGAUGCGAGGGAGUCAGGACGUGCGAAUGUCGCCGGCUUACUGUCCAGCUGGCCCGAAGCGAUGCAUCCGCGGGGUACAUGUUCCGCAGGUUGCUUUACCCACGACAGUCGUCGGCGAUAGUCGAGUGUUGCUCCAAGUGUGCAUGUAAUACAAAGCCGAACCUGUGCCUGAACCAGGUGGUGCGAAACAAUCCGAUCAUGGUUAAAAUGGAACUAUUUCGCAAAUGUGGCGAUCAAGUGGGCGUUCGAGUUCUGCAGGACACACCAAAAGGCACCUUCUUGUGCAAUGCAGCUGGCGACCUUGAGAUGAUUCCAUUGAAUGAGAUAACGACGAACAGCGCAAGCGUUAAUGUUCUCGCGCAGACCGUUGUCACGGAAAUUUCGGACAUGUCAAUUCGUGGAAGGAUCCCCAUCAAAGCAUUUUUCACGUCUGAAUACAUUAAUGCCGGCGAAGAAAUUUUUCGCGCUACUGAAUGAGAUUAAAAUAUUAAUACUCAGUAUGUCGAUCGAAAAAUACGGGAGACUCAUUUUCAAUCAUCCAAUUCCAUUUCAUUCUCGAUUCGUUCAGCGAAAUAUAAAUACACAAG
This is a messenger RNA of Notodromas monacha, 1922 nucleotides long. NCBI's taxonomy places the organism in Eukaryota, Metazoa, Arthropoda, Ostracoda, Podocopida, Cyprididae. The record is from the annotation of a GenBank genome assembly.